Molecule: messenger RNA, 1302 nt
Organism: Letharia columbiana
Lineage: Eukaryota; Fungi; Ascomycota; Lecanoromycetes; Lecanorales; Parmeliaceae
Exons: 3
Coding region: 1-1302 (433 amino acids)
Molecular function (GO): FAD binding
Source: RefSeq, a predicted model, not a curated record
AUGUCGACAAAGGUUGAUGCCAUUCUGGAUACUUACUACAAUCUCCCUGCCGCGCUGUCACCAACUUGCUUCUUUCAACCCACAAACACAAUGCAAACAUCCCAAAUCAUCGCUUUCUUUUCCCAAGCACAAUGCAAAUUUGCGGUCAAAGCCGGCGGACACAUGCUUUGCGUCGGGUCGAACGCAAUCCACGAUGGAACCCAGACGGCCUCCGUUGAAGCAGGUGCGAAGUGGGGAGAAGUGUACACGACGCUGGAAGCCCAGGGGUACUUUGUCCCAGGGGCUGAGGCCUCGGAUGUGGGUGUCGCAGGUCUAACACUCGGUAGUGGAAUUCCCCACUUCGCUGCUCGUUAUGGCUUUGUGUGCGACAAUGUCAAGAGUUUUGAGAUUGUACUCGGCAACGGCACUGUCACCAAUGCCAAUGCUACACAUAGGCCUGAUCUGUUCAACGCCCUCAAAGGCGGAUCUGGAGAUCUCGGCCUCGUCACCUGCUUUGACUUUGUCGCUUUCCCUGGUGGUGAUCUGUGGGGUGGCAGGGUAACUUACAACUACGCUGAUCUCCAGAAGUCAUUCCGGCCAAUGGUUGACUGGGUCGAUCAAGCCGCCUUCGACCUAUAUGAAUCAGUCAUCACAUUCUGGGGUCACAACGCAACCAGCAACCAAACGCUAGCCUCCAACCUAUAUGAGUAUACCAGCAACGCAACCGGAAAACGCUACUAUGAUUCCUUCGAUAAUACGGCUGAACCGAAUGUCUUUUCCGCGCCCUUUGCCAACGUCACCUUUAAUAACAUCGGUAAAACUCUUCCAGAUGGAGCUUCUCUCGGUGAACCCAUCUAUAAGGACCCGCCUUACACUUUCCUGCUGGCGGAAUAUCAGCCCAUCCCCUACAUCGCUACCCAACACAGUAUCAACAAUGGUGGUAACGUUCUCGGUCUCGAUAGAGUCAAGGGCAACGUCAUCGUCCUCAUGCUCGUCGCCCUUGGGAAUGACCCUAUCCAAGACACGAGGGUGCGUGAGCUGAUGGACGCGACUAUGGGCAACGUUACCAAUUACGCACAGAGCGUUGGGGCGUACAGACCUUGGCAAUAUGUGAGUUAUGCAUACGAAGACGAGGAUUCGAUAGGGAGUUAUUGCGAUGACAAUGUCAAGUCCCUGAAGAUUAUCAGUCUCAAGUAUGAUCCCAGACAGACAUUCCAGACGCUCGUUCCCAGCGGAUGGAAGUUGGGAGAUGCGGGGAAGCGAAAGAAACCGUUCAGUUUCGAUCAAUCCGAAAGGAUCAAUCCGUCAAGCACUGAGGCUUGA